AUGCCGGCGACGGGAAUUCCGCGGGUGUUUCCGCAGAUAAAACCAGUCCACCGUCGCCAUUCAUUAUUUUGAUCUUGUUUUCUAUAAAUUAGUUAUGAGAUUAUUCUGAUAAAAACAUUUGUCUAAGAAAGAAAAACGAUGAAUAUCAAGAAACAUUGGCGAACAAACCCAUUGGCGAAUUUAAUUAUGAACUCUCGUCCUGUACUCUACGCCUUAGAGGAGACGGGAGCUUUCAUUUUCUCACCCAUCUCUCAUCAGGGGGAGGGACUCUUCAUCCUCCUACUCAUCCAUUUACUGGGUCCCUUUGGCAAACCAUGGAGCGCUGUUUUAUGGUAGAGAGAGGAACUGAAGUAAAGUCAACCACGACUGAGCGUUACCCAGAAUGAUCGGGUGUAAAGCAUCUAAAUGUGAUUCUUCAAGUUUGUCAUCAGUUCCCAGGGCUAACCUUCCACAAGCGGUGGAAAUUUUUGGGUGGGUAUUAAAUUCUGCCUGAUUACUACACAGAGAUAUAUAUAUAUAUAUAUAUAUAUAAUUCCUUAGUCUUAUCCUGUAUGUUUGGCCAAUAAACUUGGCUGGAUAUCUUAUAUCAUUCACCAAAGUAGAAACAGAACUUGGAUUUUUCUAUAUCCAAUCUAAUGGUCAAAUAUUUUAAGCUGAAACCAGACAUAUAUUUUGCAAAAGAAUGAACCAACGUGGUUUAUUUAAUGGCAAGUCCAUGACUUUGGCAAGUCCACGCUGAUCUCCUUAAUUGUUUCUCUAAAUGGCGUGACAUCAGAAACAUAUGGAUUGAGUAUCAACCUGUUUGUGGAGCAAGUUGAACCUAUUUUUGAUGAGUUCAUGAAUCCAAAAUCUCAAGUAACAUGAUAAAAGAAAUUGGUAAAUCUCAAUCCAACAUCGGCAUAUUAAUCAUAUAUUAAUAUUUUAAAAAUAAUAGAAAAUUAUAAAUCAUGAUGCAAAAUCGAAAUAUGUGAACAAUUAGUCAGCCACCAUCUAGAAAGUGACAUACUUCAGAAGUACAUAUGAAAUAUUGAAAUGAUGUUCUUAAAUAAAGAAAUAACGAUUUGAAUAUGGUGUUGCUUGUGUUUGUUUAUGUCAAAGUGAAUUUUGAAAUUAAAUUGGGAGCUUAAUUCAUAAAAUUUAGAAAUAAAGACAAACUUACGAAGCAGCACAUUCAAAAUAUUGAUUUUCCAAAAAGAAAUAAUAUUUCCCAUACAUCUUUUUUAAAAUUAAUCAUUCAACUAACUUAUUGGGGACAUAUAGCUAUUACUAGAAAAAAGUUUGUGUGGUUUACAAGAGUGUAUUUCAAAAUAAUCAUAAUAUCAUAAAAAAGAUGUGGGUUUAUCAAAAAAUAACUUAGAGCUUUGAUGAAUUCAAAUAAAUGCAAAAAAUAUUAGGCUUCUGAAAUCAAGAAUAUUGAAGUUGUUAGUUGUUGACGUUAAGAAGAAAUAGUAUAGGAUGCAUAUUUAUUUAUCAUAUUUUAUUGCAAAAUCCAUAAUCCUUGGAAUUUUAUAAGCAACAUAAUUGUUGUUUGAUAUUUUUAGUCAUUAAUUUUGGGAACUAGUAAUCACAUAUACUAGUCUAAUUAUAUUUUCCUUUGAAGAUACUCUAAAGUCUAAUUAUAAUGAGAUUUUUGAUAAUCCUUCAAUAAAGCUCUCACUAUGGAUCUAAUGUUAGAAAGAUUGGAGGAUAUUUGUGUAGAUAAAUAUUUUUAAAUAUAGUGAUUCUAAUAAUAAUAAUAAUAAUAGUCGUUCAUGGGGAGACAAUAACCUAUCAUUUUUUAAAUUGGUUUCUUAUAAAAAUUCACAUUUCAGUAUUCCAUUGAAAUCUAGUCAAUAAUUUCUUCAAUAAGAAAUGGUUUUGAGUUUUAUCAUGUCUACGAUGUUGCUGGGAUUCAUUAAAAUGCAAACUAGACAAUUUAUUAAAAUAAAAAAUAUUGGGUGAGAUUUAAACGAAAAUUAAUUUUUACAUCUAUAUUUAAUCUGUAAUGGUAGUAUUUAGUGAUUCUCGAAAGAAUCGGCUUCUCCGAGAAUCAGUGCCAAACGCCAACCGGAAAGAAACGGAGCAACUGAACAGACCUUCUAUGCUCCUGUCUACGCUGCUACCUCGCGCACCGUCGAGUGAGACGCGGUGGGUGUUGACGGCGGCGGCGGUGGCGGCGGCGGCGGCAGUGGCGGCGGCAGUGGCGGCUUCGGUGGCGAAUGAGAGGGUGGAGUACUUAUUCCGUCCAUACUUUUUCUUUUCACAAACUUUCCUCUUCUUCCCGCUCGAUUCCCUCGCAACCUCCCUCCCCCGCCUGCUCUCCCACCUUCGUCAGAGGAUCUUGAAGGCGUUCUUCUGGGGUUCUCCUCCUCCAGGCAACGAGGUUCUAUCAGGAGGGAUCGUUGAGAAUGAGGUGAAGACGACGCUCUUCCAUCCUUCCCUUCCGUCUUUCCCUUCUCCGUCUUUGUGUCUCGUCCUGGACUCUGUUCCCCCUCCUGUUCGUCGGCGCGGGCAAGAGUAGAUGACGAGAGAAUGGAAGUUCCAUUAAUUUGAUUCCUUGUUCUCCGCAUAGGACGAUGUCUUUAUUGUUUUCGGUUGCGUGAUCUUCCAGCCGCCACCCGGAAGUCCUCUGGGCUCAACGAUCUGACAGGGUCUACUUGACCAUCGGCCUGCCUGAUGCGAAGGACGUCGCAGUGAAGUGCGAACCAGAAGGAGUGUUCACCUUCACCGCCAUAGGGGCUCAGAUGGUUUCCUUCCAGGUUCAUCUCAAGCUGUACGGAACCAUCAACCCAGAAGUGAGUCGCUGACCUUCCACUCAUGGUUCAUCUCCUCCUUUGUCUCCAUCAUGACGAUUUUUUCAUCCAAAUGUGAAUGGUAUGGUUAUCUGUGUUUCACUAACCAGCUUGCCAGAUCAAGGCUUUCUCUUGCUAGUCUUCUUGUCAUCCAUCUUUCACUGUCUUGCAAGCCUCGAAGACAGUCAAUGAUCUCUCUGAGGAUAGACUUCGUUUACGGUUUUGACGAAUCACCUGCAGUCAUCUACAUGUCUCUGUUCCUUUUUAGACUUCAACGAAUGGGUUCUUCGAUUGCCCUCGGUCGGCAACCCCUCUUGCUACCUUCAUCAAUCCUCACUGCAACUCUGCGGUAACAGCCCGCCAAGAUCCUAAGCUUUGAUCAUCAUGGUUUUCAUGGUUUCUGGGGCGCAGAGUAGGUCAAGAAAGGACUUCUUUUGGGAGAAAAUUUCCCCUUGAAUCCCUCAAUAAUUACCCUGAUUUAUUUUUAUUUUUUUUGGGUUUCGGAUUGAGCAUUGUCCUCCUAUUGCUCAUAAGUAAUUUUAACCGAUACCCAGUUUUCCAUCAUAAUUCUCCUUAUCUUGUAUCAUAUUCGAAACUAGAAGUGUGCCUAUGGACCAAGCACUAUGAAGCAAGUUCCCAGAGAAAUGCGUGGAAAUGUUCUUUGUCCCGGGGUUUCGUUAUAUUACCCAGCCCAUGUCGAUCCACUUGAGGGAUAUGGCAGGUUGCCACUCGUGUGUGUGUGUGUGCGUGCGUGCGUGGGAUUUCCCAUCCAAUCUUCUGUGCCAGACAUGGUCAACCCUGGUCCCAGCCUAUAUUAUGAGAUGUGGUUGACUUGGUUUUGAGCCUAAGCCUGAGAAAGACUGGCAGAGGUUUCAGCCUGGCCAGGCUUAUGAUAUUAAGAUGUCACCUUAUAGAUAAUACAAUAUCGCUUACAUCUUAUUGAAAAUUUCCUUGAAGAGGAUUAUGGAUUGAAGGACCUUCUCUCUCGGACAAGCAAGUUCUUUGCUUGUAGAACGAUGGAGCAUGCGGUAGACCAUAUCAUCUUCCUCAUUCGUCGUAUUUUACCCUGCUGGUUUUUUCAAGAAUCCCCAUCCUUGUUUCUUCUUCUGCAACCUGUUCCCACAUUUUCCUUUCGUACCUAACUGAACUGUCUUCUGACAUUGGGGAUGCCAGAAUUAUUCGAGUUUUUCUUAGCGUCGACAGACCAAUGGGUGGUUAAUAUGCCUUUGACUUUAUUUUAUCGUGGGAUUAUUUGCAUGUUUGACUUUGAAAUUUAUGUUCAAUUACCAUUUUUUCCUGGUAUUUGUUUUUCUCUGUUUGUCGAAUAUACAGGUGGGUUAAUCAGUUUAAUAUAGCUCAUGCAUAUGUUUUACAGAAUUUGUAUAUGCAGAAUCCACUGCUCUGAAUCUUGUCAGAGUAUUCUGCAAUCUUCAUACUCCUAAAACGUAAGGAAUGUGCUCUCUAGUUUGCAGGCCUACGGAGUUUCGUUCUCCAUGUUGUUUAAUGGCAGAUGAGACCUUCAGCUGCCUGAUUACGGGGCUCUUGUGGGGGAGAGGGUUGACUCCUGAACAUUUCCAGGAACAUAAUUUUCUCAGUUCUUGUUUCAUUUGGCAAUGGUUUCAAGGCUUUUUCUGCACAAAUGCUGUGUCAAUACGCAAACAUUCCCAUUAUGCUAAUUUUACGGUCAACCCACAUCAUACUUGUGGGAAACUGGGCGUGUAUGGGCACGUUUCUUAGGAAAUGUCUUCGGAAUAUGUGGUAUUGAUCGUUGACUUGAAGGACGGAUUGUAGAUUUCACCACUUUUUCAUCACCAGAUAUCUUCCCUGAGCUUUCUUGGGGAGGAAGGUCAACCAUAGAGAUGCGGAAACCAGCUGCAAAGGCCUCCCGUCGAGGAGACUAAAGAGAUCUUGAUAGCACACCUUUGAAUACGCAAUUCUCUCAUAAUCUCGUCUUGAUUCAUUUAAUGUGGGUUCCCAACAUCUGUCCUUGUAUGCCGGAGAAGAAGACCAAAGGAGUAGCUUUACCCAUUGAGCAAUAUAAGCGGUGAUUCUCAAAUCAAACCAAAAGAAGUAGUUUGACUUUACAGAGAAAGUCAUACAGUUGCUUCGAAUCUUGCGGUCUUUCUUUGCAGUUAAGAGAAUCUAGGCUGACUCUCAUCACUUGUGGGCUUGACUAGACGAAUAUUUUAGUCAUAUUUCUACACGGAGUCCUGAUUGUUAUGUUUCCUUUUAGGGUAGUAGGACGAAGAUCGGGCUGAGGAACAUUGUCUGUUCGAUUCAAAAGGAGAACAAAAGCUGGUGGAAGCGGCUGCUGAGGUCGGAAGAGAAGCCCCCUCCCUACAUCAAGGUUGACUGGAAUAAGUGGUGCGACGAGGAUGAGGAAGAGCCUGCGUGUGAGCAUUCUUGGUGGUCUUUCUUUUUUUUUUUUUUACUUAAAAUGACUUUCAUUUGACUUUUGGUCGUUGGUUGACUUAAUGACCCUGCAAGAGACGUAGCUUCCUCUUUGGAUUUGGCCCAGGGGAGGAUUCGAGGUUCCCAUUUUCUGCAGUCCUCUCCGUUUGAGAUCUUCCCUGAUUUGUCUCUCUGCAGCCGACUCUGAGGAUGAAGGGGGUGCCGGCUGUGGUGAUGAUGACGAUGAAUAUGAGGUGAGGCCGGUGGCUUGUGCAGAAGAUGAAACUUCUCUGAGGGACGUCGCUUUGGAUGAUGGAAGGGUCUGCUAAUCUUCCUUUCUCGGAUUCUUGCGCAGGAGAACGGCGACGACGGCGAGAGCAGUGAUGAUAAUGGCUUGCUCUGUAAGUCGGCCUUCUCUGUUGUCACCUCAGCUCCUUCCUCACCAUUUGACUCUCUCUCUCUCUCUCUCUCUCUCUCUCUCUCUCUCUCUCUCUCUCGCUCCUUGCUGAAAAGUGAGCGUAGUGUUGUUCUCUCACCCGUGUCUCUGCUGUUCUGACAGACCUUCCUGAUUUGGAGAAGGCUGGGGCUAGGAGGCAGUGA
Molecule: messenger RNA, 5762 nt
Organism: Spirodela intermedia
Lineage: Eukaryota; Viridiplantae; Streptophyta; Magnoliopsida; Alismatales; Araceae
Source: the annotation of a GenBank genome assembly